Messenger RNA from Acipenser ruthenus (sterlet), 1540 nucleotides. RefSeq names its product centromere protein L. The record is from RefSeq and is a predicted model, not a curated record. The transcript has 5 exons. NCBI's taxonomy places the organism in Eukaryota, Metazoa, Chordata, Actinopteri, Acipenseriformes, Acipenseridae. The coding region runs from base 111 to 1157 and encodes 348 amino acids.
GCGCGCUGUUCAAAUUAUACUGGAUAGAGGAGAGAGCUGAAAACAAACCUCUGUACACGUUGGGAUUCAGGGCUGUUUUGUUAUUGUAACUCCUACCGCCAUCGGUAAACAUGGAGGACAGUCAGAGCAGGGGGACCCCAAGUAAUAUGAACUAUACACCCAAGCGAGCUCCAAACAACUUGUACCGAAGCUAUGGUGCUGGAGCAGGAUUGACAUCUGUGCGUAAAGGCAAAUUAACUUCCCUGAAACUCCCAACGAGCAGGGAAAUACCUAAAGCACGUGACCUAUCGGAAAAAGACCCAGAACAGAUUUCUAAAUUGACAGAGAAGAACUGGAAUCUGUAUUAUGUGACUCCAUUAUAUAAGUUUUUAUACACAGGGCUUAAGUCCUAUUCCAGGCAGCUCUCUGCCUUCAUAGUAGCAGAGAAACAGAAGGGCAUUGCAGUUGAGGUGGGGCUUGAAACCAACUUCAAGGUGAACUUCUCCAUAAUCCAAGGGUUGACUGAAAUUAAAGAGGAUGCAGAGGCUGUUUUCAUUCAGAUUUGUUCUAAGCCUAAGUUUGCCACUGAGGCCAUGGCUGAGACAGUGGUAUGGAGCGGAUGGCUGUCCUGUGUUAAUGGCAAUACAGAAUACCUGAGCUCCAUGCCACCAGAGUUCACCUGUUUACCCCUGUUCUGUGCUAAUGGAGCUGAGACUAUGACUGCCCUGGUGACCACCUGGUUCCAGAGGACCUUUGACUGUAACUUUGGUCCACUGCGCAUUGGCUCCAACAGCCUGUGCUGGUUAGCAGCAAUGUGGACUGGCUGUGAGCCUGAGAUGGGCAUCCGGUACCUGAAGUUGUCCUGGAGUCUACCUUGUAGUCCUCCAUUAAACGUCUCCUUCACUGUCCACCCAGGGGAUGCUUGGGAGUUGUGGAGAAGCAUCAGGCAGGAUCAGGUCAGAAUGACCAUAGAGGAAGUGGACCAGUUUAUGAGCUGUAUAGAGUCCCAUUUCUUCAGACAUUUUAAAAUACAUUUGUCAGCUGGGGAGUUAAUUGACGUGUCCACAUCUCUCGGAUCAGCUCACAGAGAUGGAAAAAUAAAGCUCAUGAGUAGUCACUACAUGCCUGGAAUCCUGACGCUUCUUACAGAAAGUGCAUUUGUAAUGAUGCCCAUUUAGGCUUCUAAGGAACAAGGUCUUCUCGGAACUUUAAAUUGUGGUCUUCUAUCCUUUUGUAUGUAUAAUAAAAUGAUUGUUAAGUUGCGUCUGUGUCCUUACACCAACGUAUUUAAAUUCUAUUAUUCUGGUGAACGUGGGUUUUUCAUUUUAGAAUAUUUCAAUCCAAUACCUUUAUUUGGUAUUUUGCUCACUGUACAUGUAAAUGUGCCUGCUGGCAAUUAAAUUAAGACAGUAAUGUAAAAUUAUUUUAUUUACAGACUAGAUUAUAUUGUGCACAAACAUUUUUUCAGGUUUACAUACAAGAAAAAUAACAAAUGCACAGAUAACAAUCAAAUGAACUCGGAAAUGGUUUGGAUUUGUGAAAGGAUAUGAUUUGCUCUGUA